UGUUAUGCAAUGCAACCAAUUUCGAAACGAAAACAUACUAAAAUUGUUGCGAGCGUUUUUUUCAAAUCCGAGUAAUGUCAAGUUCUCUGUAAAUUAUAUAUUUUUUUUUAUUUAUUUGAAAAUGAUUAAACACUCGUUGACGGCAGUGUAAUAAUAUUCUGUUUUGAUGGGAGCCAGUGGUAAAUCUUCUGUGUGGCAAUCACUUCUCUAACCUAGCUAAUUUUAAAUUGGAAAGUUAAAAUGUUUUCCUUAAGAUUCUUAAGAAACUACAACAAGCAGUUGUCAAUCCUCCGAUUGAAAAGUAUAAGUGCUGCAAAUACAACAGCAAAAGUCAAUGAUAAGGAUGGAGCGGUGCAGUACAUGGGACAGCCUACGAAUGAGACACAUCCGCACUUGAUUAAUGAGGGUGAGGUGGUCCCUCUGAUCACAAAAUUGGAGCUGCAGGAGAGAAGGCAGAAGCUCAUCGAUUUGAUAACCUCUCAAACAAGGAAACGUUAUCCGGAAUUGAAUAGACAUGUUAUUGUUAUACCAUCUGCGACAAAAAAGUACAUGUCGGAGAAGAUCCCGUACGUGUUUAGGCAACACAGCGACUUCCUGUAUUUGACUGGUUGCAUGGAGCCGGAUAGCUGCCUUGUGAUAACGGCGUCCACGUCGCCUGGACAACAUCAGAGCACGCUCUUCCUGAGGGAAAAGGAUCAACAUUCGGAGAUAUGGGACGGUCCACGCACGGGGCCGGAGAAUGCGGUGCGUCUGUUCGGGGUCGAUCAGUCUUUGCCCAUGAAGGAGCUGUCCUCUUUCAUGCAAUGCUGCGCGCAACCGACGUCGUCUUCGUUGUUAUGGUACAAUUUUAAGGAGUCGCCGCUGCCCGAAGUCGACACCAUUCUGCAGGAGUACUUCAAGAAGGUCUUCAGCAAAGUCUGGGACAAUCCGACGUCGUGCAUACACAAUCUGAGGGUGAUCAAAUCGCCGGCGGAGAUUAAACUGAUGCAGCGAUCCUGCGAGAUCGCUUCUGAAGCCAUCCGCAAGACUAUGCACUUUUCCAGACCAGGUGUAAAUGAACACGAAAUCUUUGCAACUGUGGAUUACGAAUGUCGGAAGAUGGGCGCAGAAAUGUUGGCUUAUCCGCCGGUUGUCGCAGGUGGAGAUAGAGCCACCAUAAUCCAUUACAUCAACAACAACCAGAUGGUGAGGGACGGCGAUAUGGUCCUAAUGGACGCUGGUUGCGAAUAUCAUGGUUAUAGCAGCGACAUAACCAGGACUUGGCCGGUGAAUGGACAAUUUAAUAACGUACAGGCUGCUGCUUACGAAGCCCUGUUGGACGUGCAGACGCAGUUGAUCGAUGCCAUGAAGAAGCGACCGACACUGAAUCAGCUGUACCAAUUGAUGUGCCAGCUGCUGGCCAUCAGACUCGGCGAUAUCGGAUUGAUCGACUCCAAGAGUGACAUGAACACGAAGAUGCGAAACGCGUACGAUUUUUGCCCGCACCACGUCUCCCAUUACCUGGGGAUGGACGUCCACGACACCGGCUCCGUAUCAAGAGAUAUCCCUCUGCAGCCAGGAAUGAUCAUCACAAUCGAACCAGGUAUUUACGUGAAUUACAAGCACGAGGCUCCGAAGGAAUUCAAAGGGUUGGGGUUGAGGAUCGAAGACGACGUUCUGGUGACGGAGGAUGGACCGGUGGUGCUGACCGCGAAUUGUCCGAAGACGUUGAAGGAUGUAGAGGCCGCGUCCUCCUCGUGAUAGUUUCAGACGAGAGGCGGGAUGUUGUUGUAUAAUUGUUGUAAAAACGAGAACGGGAUGGGUCACUGUUGUAAACUAUGUAUAUAUAUAAUAAAAAGGAGAUUCGGCAA
Nicrophorus vespilloides is the source of this 1850-nucleotide messenger RNA. Its product is annotated as probable Xaa-Pro aminopeptidase 3. Gene Ontology annotation, cellular component: mitochondrion. Gene Ontology annotation, molecular function: metalloaminopeptidase activity; manganese ion binding. The transcript is spliced from 7 exons. The record is from RefSeq and is a predicted model, not a curated record. Bases 241 to 1740 code for a protein of 499 amino acids. Lineage: Eukaryota; Metazoa; Arthropoda; Insecta; Coleoptera; Silphidae.